CAUAAAUACAUACAUACAUACACACAACACACAAGACGCAGAUCCAGAGCAUUAUCGUAAUCGCAACGCCAUCUUGACUUCAUCUCGACGAUCUAAUGCUUUUAUCGUUCUCAGAUGAUCGGGUCAAACCUUGGUUUUGAUGGAUUUUCUCAACACCGGUUCUGGUAUUGGAAUUGUUGGCCCGGUGAUGUUGGUCCUUUCUUUGAGGGCAUGGUGAUGUGCUUGCGUCGCGUGACGGGGGUUUGUGCCGUUUGGGGUUGGGGUUGGUUGUUGGGUAGAGGGUUAGACUUUGGUAUUAGGAAUAGUUAAGUAUAAUCUGGGGAGGUAUUAUAGUUGAGAACUGGGGUUGGAAUAGUUGGAUUUGAUGUUUCAGUUACUGGAGUACCUUGGUAGGAUCAGA
Aspergillus vadensis CBS 113365 is the source of this 400-nucleotide messenger RNA. RefSeq lists its product as uncharacterized. Lineage: Eukaryota; Fungi; Ascomycota; Eurotiomycetes; Eurotiales; Aspergillaceae. The transcript has 2 exons. The annotation marks the transcript as partial. The record is from RefSeq and is a predicted model, not a curated record.